This is a messenger RNA of Leopardus geoffroyi (Geoffroy's cat), 4414 nucleotides long. It is a transcript of the gene GHR, whose product is annotated as growth hormone receptor. The coding region runs from base 471 to 2387 and encodes 638 amino acids. Gene Ontology annotation, cellular component: membrane; growth hormone receptor complex; cytosol. Gene Ontology annotation, biological process: growth hormone receptor signaling pathway; positive regulation of peptidyl-tyrosine phosphorylation; cytokine-mediated signaling pathway. Lineage: Eukaryota; Metazoa; Chordata; Mammalia; Carnivora; Felidae. Gene Ontology annotation, molecular function: cytokine binding; growth hormone receptor activity; growth factor binding. The record is from RefSeq and is a predicted model, not a curated record. The transcript is spliced from 11 exons.
GCCGCCGUUUCCCACCCAUCCCCUCCCGUCCUCCCUUCCCGUUUCACCCCGCCCCCUCCUCCUCCCCAAGCCUGACAGCCCGCGAGCUGCCAAGCAGGGCGCAGCCAUGGGAAGAGGAGGCGGUCUAGGGAGCGGCGGCGGCGGCAGCGGCGGCUGCUGGAGCGGCGGCGGCGGCGGCGGCGGCUGCUGCUGAGCCGAAGCGGCGGCGGGGACCCCGGGCUGGGGCCACGCAGGCCGGAGGCCCCCGCGCCCUCGGCCCCAGCGCGGAAGCGAACCCGCGCCCUCUAUCCGGAGGCGAGGCUCGGAGACACGGCUGGCACCAGAACUCUGGGAAGCCUUGUGACAGGACCUAGCCUGUGCAAUCUCACAUGUGAUUUGCCAUUCUUCCUGGAAGGUCCACUCUGUGGCUUUUCUCUGGAAUCUAUGAAGAAAAUGUUCCUCAGCCUAGCCUAGAAACAGGUCCUACAGGUAUGGAUCUCUGGCAGCUGCUGUUGACCUUGGCAGUGGCAGGAUCAAGCAGUGCUUUUUCUGGGAGUGAAGCCACACCAGCUAUCCUUGGCAGAGCAUCCCAGAGUCUCCAAAGAGUUAAUCCAGGCCUAGGGACAAAUUCUUCUGGGAAGCCUAAGUUCACCAAGUGCCGUUCACCUGAACUAGAGACUUUUUCGUGCCACUGGACAGAUGGGGUUCGUCGUGGCUUCAAGAGCCCAGGAUCCACACAGCUGUUCUAUAUUAGAAGGAACACUCAAGAGUGGACUCAAGAAUGGAAAGAAUGCCCCGAUUAUGUCUCUGCUGGAGAAAACAGCUGUUACUUUAAUUCAUCUUAUACCUCCAUUUGGAUACCCUACUGUAUCAAGCUAACCAGCAAUGGUGGUACAGUGGAUCAAAAGUGUUUCUCUGUUGAGGAAAUAGUGCAACCAGAUCCACCCAUUGGCCUCAACUGGACUCUACUGAACAUCAGUUUAACGGGGAUUCAUGCAGAUAUCCAGGUGAGGUGGGAACCACCGCCCAAUGCAGACGUUCGGAAGGGAUGGAUAGUCCUGGAGUAUGAACUGCAAUACAAAGAAGUAAAUGAGUCCCAGUGGAAAACGAUGGACCCUGUAUUGUCAACAUCAGUUCCAGUUUAUUCACUGAGACUAGAUAAAGAAUAUGAAGUGCGUGUGAGAUCCAGACAACGAAACUCUGAAAAAUAUGGCGAGUUCAGUGAGGUGCUCUAUGUAACACUUCCUCAAAUGAGCCCAUUUGCAUGUGAAGAAGAUUUCCAGUUUCCAUGGUUCAUAAUUACUAUCUUUGGAAUAUUUGGGCUAACGAUGAUACUAUUUUUAUUCAUAUUUUCUAAACAGCAAAGGAUUAAGAUGCUGAUUCUUCCCCCAGUUCCAGUUCCAAAGAUUAAAGGAAUUGAUCCAGAUCUCCUCAAGGAAGGAAAAUUAGAAGAGGUGAACACAAUCUUAGCCAUUCAUGACAACUAUAAACCUGAAUUCUACAACGAUGACUCUUGGGUUGAAUUUAUUGAGCUGGAUAUUGAUGACCCCGAUGAAAAGACUGAAGGCUCCGACACAGACAGACUUCUAAGCAAUGACCAUGAGAAAUCACUUAACAUCCUUGGAGCAAAGGAUGAUGACUCUGGACGUACCAGCUGUUAUGAACCUGACAUUUUGGAGACUGAUUUCAAUGCCAGUGACAUGUGUGAUGGUACCUCAGAGGUUGCUCAGCCACAGAGGUUAAAAGGGGAAGUAGAUCUCUUGUGCCUUGACCAGAAGAAUCAAAAUAACUCACCUUCUACUGAUGCUACCCCUACCACUCAGCAGCCCAGUGUUAUCCUAGCAAAGGAAAACAAACCAAGACCGCUUCUUAUUAGUGGAACUGAGUCAACUCAUCAAGCUGCCCAUACUCAGCUGAGCAAUCCGAGUUCACUGGCAAACAUCGACUUUUAUGCCCAGGUAAGCGACAUUACUCCAGCAGGGAGUGUGGUCCUUUCCCCAGGCCAAAAGAAUAAGGCAGGGAUAUCCCCGUGUGACAUGCAUCCAGAAGCGGUCUCACUCUGCCAAGCAAACUUCAUCAUGGACAACGCCUACUUCUGCGAGGCAGACGCCAAAAAGUGCAUCGCUGUGGCCCCUCACGUCGAGGCUGAAUCACGUGUGGAGCCAAGCUUUAACCAGGAAGACAUUUACAUCACCACAGAAAGCCUUACCACUACCGCUGGCCAGUCUGGGACAGCAGAACGGGCUCCGGGUUCUGAGAUGCCUGUCCCAGACUAUACCUCCAUUCACAUAGUACAGUCUCCGCAGGGCCUCGUGCUCAAUGCCACAGCCUUGCCCUUGCCUGACAAAGAGUUUCUCUCAUCGUGUGGCUACGUGAGCACAGACCAACUGAACAAAAUCAUGCCGUAGCCUUUCUUCGAUUUCCCACAAGCUACAUAUUGAAUGGUGAGGAGCUGGCUAGGGCAUGAGUGCUUACACCAAAACAAUGUUUAAACCUUUGGGGGGGAUGGGGGGAGCGGAUUCUAAAUGCCUUUUUCCUGAAGUGUUGAAAGAUAAUAUUAAAAAAGAAACAAGAACGCCUGAUCAGAUAGAUAUUCCUAUUGUGAACUGUAAAUAUUUUAAAGAAUCGUCUCAAAGACUGUUUAGUGGCAGUGAUUGUCUUGUUAAUGUGGGUGUUAAUUUUGUGAUACUAAGCAUUGAAUGGCUGUCUCUAAUGUAUAGUAAAUCAAGCUUUUUGAAAAAGCAAAAAAUCAGGUGGCUUUUGCAGUUCAGGAAAAUCGAAUGCAAAUCAGAGCACAGGCCAAUGUUUUUUAGAUAAUCCGGAACUAAAAUUAUAGGUAAGAAGGCAAGAAAUAGUUUGGAUAUGUAAAACAUUUAUUUUGACAUAAAAUUUAUAAAGGUAUUUUUAAGAAUUUACACUACAAGCAUGGCUAUUUUAUAUUACACUACACGCUGUGAACCGUAGUUCAUGCAGACCCAUCUGGAGAAUGUAGCAACCGCACUCUAAAGCCGGUUUAAUGCUUUGGUCGGUCCACCUAAAGAAAAACAAAUAAGCAAGUUAGUUUUUUACGCGGCCCUUUUUGUACCUCCCAAAACUCCUUAAGCAAUUCUGAAAUGAUUGUUGUUACCUGCAUUAUUGGCACAUGCUUGUCUUAAUUUAAAUUUUUAAAGAAAUAUUUGUUAAUUGAGACAACUUUUAAGAUGUAUGCACAGGUCUACUCAUCGUGAACCAAACCAAAACAAACGAACAAAAGACUCUUUCUUACCCAAAUUUCGGCUCAGGUCAGAGAGCUCCCUACUAAGAGAAGGAGAGGGUAUUAGCUGGUCCUUACUGACAGGCUGCUCAGGGGCUAUUGUUGCACACGGAGUGAAGUGAGUGUUUAGGCAGGCAGAUCAUGAGCGAUGGCCCCAGAACCUUUGUAGUAGUAUCUCUUCUAACACAAUGUGAUUCUAUUACACAGUGACCUAAGAAGGGAAUAAAGUACAAGAAGCAUUUUGUAAGUCGAAGCAAAUUGAAAAUGAAGUUAACCAGAUAAUGGAACCAAAAGAUCAAGAAAUAUACCCACUAUUCAUUGUAACAAGAAACAGAAGAAACAAGAUUUCCAAUCCCCUCAGAUAAGCCAAAAUGUUCUUAAACCAAUGGCGGAAACUUUCUUCCUCACCGAACUCUUUCUAGGGUUUAUUUAAAGUAGCAAAGAAGCGUCCUCAUUUUUUAUUUCCCCUCUGAGUGGAUUGGCCUCCAAGAGGGCAGUCAGAAGAGAAAGAAACGUCCUGAAGUAAUGUUGAAAUUAUCGUUCAACAUCAUUCUUGGGAGCGUUGGGAUUAUUCCCCAAAAGGUUUGUCCAAAGAGAAGAAUCUCAUCUCACUGAAAAAUGCUUCUCACUUUAAGUUUUGGUUUUUUUUUUUUUUUUUUUUUUUUUUUACAUUUAAUGAAACUUUAAAGUUAGCUUUAACUUAAAUAGUAUUUGCCAUUUAGCUCAGACCUUUUUAGGAAACAGGCUUAAUGGUUGGUGAUUUUAAAUUCCCUCUUUCUUGCGGGAAGGACAGUGAAAAGCUAGAACUGGGUGUUCCAAGUUCAACAUGUUACUUUGUAAUAGGUGUUUAAUAGAUCUUUUCUGCUACCUUGCUGCUAUAGUUUUCUCUAAGAGCUACAUAAUUUAGUUUCAUAUACAAUUUCAUCGGUGUAGAACCUAAUUCAACUUAAAACUGUGUGCUUGGGAAAACUAUCUUACUAUCUCACCAUAGGCUGACAACAAUUUCUAUAGCCAAAAAUAGCUAAAUACCUCAAUCAGUCUCAGAAUGUCAUUCUGGUACUUUGCUGGCCACACAAGCCAUUAUUCACUAGUAUGACUAGUUGUGUCCUGCAGUUUAUAUUUAACUCUCCUCAUGUCUGUGGAUUUUUUUCCUUCAAAGUUUAAUAAAUUUAUUUUCUUGGA